Fusarium fujikuroi IMI 58289 is the source of this 807-nucleotide messenger RNA. Its product is annotated as probable 14-3-3-like protein. Bases 1 to 807 code for a protein of 268 amino acids. The record is from RefSeq and is a predicted model, not a curated record. The transcript is spliced from 5 exons. Gene Ontology annotation, biological process: signal transduction. Gene Ontology annotation, cellular component: cytoplasm. Lineage: Eukaryota; Fungi; Ascomycota; Sordariomycetes; Hypocreales; Nectriaceae.
AUGGGCCACGAAGACGCCGUCUACCUUGCCAAGCUCGCCGAGCAGGCUGAGCGAUAUGAGGAGAUGGUUGAGAACAUGAAGAUUGUCGCUGGUGAGGAUCGAGAUCUCACUGUCGAGGAGCGAAACCUUCUCUCCGUUGCCUACAAGAACGUCAUUGGCGCCCGCCGUGCCUCCUGGCGCAUAGUCACCUCUAUCGAGCAGAAGGAAGAGUCAAAGGGCAACUCUUCUCAGGUUACCCUUAUCAAGGAGUACCGACAGAAGAUCGAGGCCGAGCUUGCCAAAAUCUGCGACGACAUUCUCGAGGUUCUCGACCAGCACCUUAUUCCCUCUGCCAAGUCUGGCGAGUCCAAGGUUUUCUACCACAAGAUGAAGGGUGACUACCACCGUUACCUUGCUGAGUUCGCCAUCGGUGACCGCCGCAAGGACUCUGCCGACAAGUCCCUCGAGGCCUACAAGGCUGCUACUGAGGUUGCUCAGACUGAGCUUCCUCCUACUCACCCUAUCCGCCUGGGUCUUGCCCUCAACUUUUCAGUUUUCUACUACGAAAUUCUCAACGCCCCUGACCAGGCUUGCCACUUGGCCAAGCAGGCAUUUGACGACGCUAUUGCUGAGCUCGAUACCCUGAGCGAGGAGAGCUACAAGGACUCUACACUGAUUAUGCAACUGCUCCGUGACAAUCUUACUCUCUGGACCUCCUCUGAGGCCGAGACCUCCGCUGCUGGUCAGGCCGAGGCUCCCAAGGAGGACGCACCUGCGGCCGCUACCGAGGAGCCAGCUGCCCCGGCCGAGGAGCCUAAGGCCGAGUAA